Molecule: messenger RNA, 6709 nt
Organism: Nerophis ophidion (straightnose pipefish)
Lineage: Eukaryota; Metazoa; Chordata; Actinopteri; Syngnathiformes; Syngnathidae
Exons: 2
Coding region: 2269-3669 (466 amino acids)
Source: RefSeq, a predicted model, not a curated record
UCAUGUUAUAUUUUUUGUAAAUAAGACACAUUUGGGUUACUAUAGAAGGGGCAAUUUAUAUUCUUUGUCACACCGCUAUUCUCGCGAGAUUUGUUGUGGUGUUUGGAGUUGCAGACAUGCAAAGGACUUUGGGCCAUCAGCAGCAGUGGGGAACAUUUGGCUAGCUGAACAAGGUAUUUGUCAUAUUGUGUUGAAAUGUUCUGUAUAUUUGUGGUGUGCAUUGGUUUGAUUUUUUGUACGCUCAUGUAGUUGCACAACACUGGAGUGUUUGCUGCACAAGAACCUCCGAAGUGGCAGGCGGCCACGAGUUUUCACGGCUUAAAACUCAAGUAAAGAGCCCGCCUUUAAGAAACCGAGCCAGUGUUGUCAUUUCGGAGCCACAGUGAAAACUCACCCAGCCCAGCCCCGGUGUGAAGGACGUCAAGACGAAGACGCCAGCAGGUGCAGUGAGUGACGGUACCGUGGUGCGACACCAGAGGGCGCCAGUAUCAAAGCUCAUCACACACAAGCAACCAAGCGAUGUAUUAAGAAUGAGUAAAGUGGAAAUUAAGAAAGGACUUUGCUAAAGGAAAAACGAGUGGUUUAAGUAAAGUUUAAAGGUCCACUAUAAGUUUCUACAGCAUAUUUGUCAAAAGUUACUUGAUUUUUACUGUACCUCAAAGUGAUGCAUUGUUGUUGAAAUAAGAGUUUUGUGCAUUUUGCUUAAGGUCAAAACAGCAUUUUAAGUUUCUAAAAAGACACUUACAAGGUAAAGUUCAACUAAGCGAAUUUGAAGAAGUAUUUUUGGAAUUUAAACAGUGUGUUAACCAAACGAUAAAGAGGACUGACAAAUAUAAAGAAGAGUUACCACUUAACGAAGUUGCAGAACAUGAUGAAGUGCAAGCUGCAGAAGAACAAAAAACAGUUCGUAGAGGUGAAAGACUAAGAACAUUAACCGAAAAGGGUAAAGAAUUUCAAGAGGAGAAACUAAAGAGCCUCAAACACAAAUAUUCACUUGUUUUUUAAAAAUGGAGAUAUGAAGCAAGAUUGAGCAGAGUAAUGCUGAGAAAGGAAGCUUCAGGAUGUGAAUUAAAGGAAUUAAUAACGUAAACAUCACUUGUAAAGAUGUGCAAGUUGUUUAUGACCGGAUACGUAAAAUACAAUCUCCUGAAGCAGAAAUUAGGCGUAAAGUUGAUGCAUGCACGUCACUCCAGAUUUAUAGUCAACAGAGCUGAAAAAUGGCUUGAAGGAGACAUUGAGGAUGACGAGGAAUCGUGGCCAGGAUUCGGAUCAUGCUUAGGAUCUGAAAGUUCUAAAUCAAGGUCAAUAUCACAAAGGUCCAAAAGUAGUUCAGGACAAUCCCGCUCAAAAAUAAUAAAAAGAAUGGAAGCUGAAGCAGCUGCAUCUCAAGAAAUACUGGCAGUAAAGGACGAGCAGGAAAAGGAAAAGGCUGAACUACAAAAUUUGGAACGCGAGAACUUUGCAAGGCAACAAGCAAUGGAAGAGUGGCGUAGAAAGAUCGACCGCUUAGAAGAAGUUACGAAAAUGAAUGCUGCUAAAGAUCGCUUAAAGAUUUACGAUGAAGUUGAAAGUACUGCUGAAAGUCAAAGUUUGUCACACAGUAUUAAAGCAGCAAGUGAAACCCAAGCAAUCCCUAUCACACCAAGCAUUCCCUUUCAAGCUAUAAACACAACCCAAGUCUUCCAUGCUACAAGCCAUGCGUUUGCUCCACACAUUCAACAAACUCCUAUCAUACAAGCAAAGGCCACAAGUCAAACACUCAAAGCAUCAAGUCCACCAUUCAUCCCUCAAGCCACACAAGUUAAAACGGUUGUAACGCAACCACAAGCAAAUUCUGAUCUAGUUGGCAUACUAGCAGAAACAAUAAGUGCAAAUCGACUUCCAACUCCAGAACCUGCAUUGUUCACUGGAGACCCACUGAAGUUCAAAGACUGGCAGUUGUCAUUUGAAACCUUAAUUGAAAGAAAGAACAUUCACAAGAAUGAAAAACUUUACUAUCUCAGGAAGUAUCUCGGUGGAUCUGCAAAAAGAGCAGUAGAAGGAUUCCUCCUAGUAGGUACAGAUGAAGCGUACGACUCAGCUUGGAAAUUGCUGGAAAAGCGUUUUGGAGAUCUGUUCACCAUAGGAAAAUGCUUUAGAGACAAGCUUCAUGGUUAGCCGAAAAUAAGCUACAAAGAUGGAAGUGAGUUAAGGGAAUUUGCUGACUUUCUUGGAAGUUGUGAAGCUGCGAUACCACACAUAAAGGCGUUAGAAGUUCUCAAUGAUUGUAUGGAAAUUCAGAGACUCUUGUUGAAACUUCCAGAUUGGUUGACUACAAGAUGGAACCGCACAGGCAUGAAAAUAAGACAAACAAAUAAUGGAGAGUAUCCAUCCUUCAGCACGUUUGUGGAGUUUGUGACUAUGGAAGCUGACUUAGCAUGCGAUCCCAUAGCCUCAAUGCAAGCACUCAAAGGUUUGAACACAAGUAAACCCAAACAUUCACGCAGUCAAGUCAUUCAAGCAAAAACGUUUACUACAAACUCAAGUCACUCAACAAGCUCAGGUCACGCGAAUACUGUAACCUGUCUCUUCUGCAAAAGGAAUGGCCACACUCUUGAUAAAUGUUUCAAGUUCAUGGAAAAAAUGGUUCAAGAUCGUGUCAAGUUUGCACAGACAGAAAAGCUGUGUUUCGGAUGUUUAAAGACUGGACAUCAUUCAAAGAAGUGCGAUAAAAGGAGCACAUGUGACAAAUGUCAAAGGAGACAUUCUACAUGUCUGCAUUACAAGUUCAUGGAACGUAAACGGGCAACAGCUGCAAAGAGUGAGGAUAACUUUCAAGACAAAGUAGACACUAAAGUCACAAAGGAGGAAGAUAAAUCUACAGCAAUCUCUAACAGGGUAAUUCAAGACACCUCAAACACGUUGACAUCCUCUAUACUACCUGUCUGGGUCUCAUCCACAAACCACCCAGAGAAAGAAGUUUUAGUGUAUGCGCUUCUCGACUCACAGAGCGAUACAUCUUUCAUCUUGGAUGAAGUAGUUCAAGAUCUCAACACAGAUAAAAGCAAAGCCAGUCUGCGGCUAUCUACUAUGUCCGCCAAGUCAACAGUUAUACCAUGUGAGAAGCUGGUAAACCUUCAAGUCAGAGGAUAUAAGUGGGGAAAGAAAAUCAUAUUACCACCAGUCUUUACUAGAGAGUUUAUCCCAGUUAACAGGUCACAUAUCCCGACGUCUGAAACCGCUUUGAAGUGGCCUCAUCUGGAAAAGCUAGUAGAUAAGUUACCACCAAUGCUCGAAUGUGAAGUUGGUCUGCUUAUCGGCUAUAACUGUCAACAAGCCCUUCUACCAAGAGAAGUUCUUGCAGGCAAAGAAAACCAACCCUACGCACAGCUAACCGAUCUCGGCUGGAGCAUAGUUGGUUGCUCGUAUCAAGUACACAAUCACAAUGAUGCCAUCGGCACAAGUCACAGAAUCCUUGUGCGUGAAGUAACUCCUGCUUCACAACCGGCAGUUGAACUCAAGCAAGAAGUGCGUUUUGUAUGCAGAACUCAAGUAAAAGAAGUCAAUCCAAUUGAUGUGAUAAAGGCUUUGGAAUCUGACUUCUCCGAGCAUGCAACAGACGACAAUACAAUUUCUCAAGAAGAUAUUUUGUUCAUGACAAAGGUGACAAAAGGCAUACGACAAAAAUAAGACUGUCACUACGAACUUCCACUACCAUUCAAAACAGACAAUCCAAAUCUUCCAAACAACAAACAAUACGCUGAGCACAGAUUGUCCUCAUUGGAACGUAGACUCAGAGGGGACGAGAAAUACUACAAGUAUUAUGUCAAGUUUAUGGAUGACAUCAUAACCCGCGGAGACGCAGAAAGAGUCCCAAUACAAGAGCUGGAAAACACGACAGCGUGGUACAUUCCUCACCACAGGGUUUACCACCCCCAUAAGCCUGCAAAGAUCUGUGUGGUUUUUGAUUGUUCUGCCCGUUUCCAGGAAACAUCUCUCAACGAUCAUCUUCUGACUGGACCAGACCUCACCAACACAUUGGUUGGAGUGUUAUGCCGCUUCAGAGAGGGUCUCAUCGCCUUCAUGUGUGACGUGGAGAGAAUGUUCCAUCAAUUCCAUGUUGUCAAGGAACAUCAAGACUACCUGAGAUUUCUCUGGUGGGACAAAGGUGAUUUGAACUCCGAACCUUCAGUGUACAGGAUGAAAGUGCACCUUUUCGGGGCAGCUUCCUCUCCCGGAUGCUGUAACUUCGGACUCAAACAUCUCGCAUCUGAAGGUAAAGACAAGUUCAGCAAAGAGACUGUCAAGUUUAUCCAAAGAGGUUUUUACGUUGAUGAUGGACUUGCUAGUGUAACGUCAACAGCCGAAGCCAUAAAGCUGGUCAAAGAGUCAAGAGCACUUUGCAAGACAGGCAAACUCCGUUUGCAUAAGUUUGUGUCAAACAAUAAAGAACAAGACCUGGCUCUUGAAGAGCCUCACGUUGAACGCGCACUUGAAGUACAAAGGUGUAUCGAGGCAGAUGAAUUCCAAUUCAGAGUCAAAGUCAAAGACAACCCGUUGACAAGGAGAGGGGUGCUCUCGACAGUUGCAUCAGUUUAUGACCCCCUUGGGUUUGUCGCCCCAUUCAUACUGAUUGGAAAGCAAAUACUCCAAGCGUUGUGCAAAGACAAAGUAAAUUGGGACGACGAUCUCCCAGACCACAUUCUACCACGGUGGGAAGCAUGGUUGAGAGACCUGCCCAAACUGGCAGCUCUGAAGAUCCCACGAAGCUACUCACAAGACAUCAAUGUUGUACAGUAUGAGUUACAAACCUUCUCAGACGCAAGCCUCGAAGGUUAUAGGCGCAUGUUCAUACCUCAGAGCAAUAAGUAAAGAAGAAAAAAUCAGUUGUUCACUAGUCAUGGGUAAAUAAAUAAAUAAAUGGGUUGUACUUGUAUAGCGCUUUUCUACCUUCAAGAUACUCAAAGCGCUUUGACACUACUUCCACAUUUACCCAUUCACACACAAAUUCACACACUGAUGGAGGAGCUGCCAUGCAAGGCGCCAACCAGCACCCAUCAGGAGCAAGGGUGAAGUGUCUUGCUCAGGACACAACGGACGUGACGAGGUUGGUACUAGGUGGGAUUUGAACCAGGGACCCUCGGGUUGCGCACAGCCACUCGCCCACUGCGCCACGCAGCAAGAGUUACACCAAUUAAACAAACAACCAUCCCGAUACUCGAACUAUCAUCAGCCGUGACUUCAGUCCGCAACGCAGAUGUAAUCAAGUGAGAACUGGAAAUUGAAAAUCUCAAGGAAUAUUAUUGGUCAGAUUCACAAGUCGUAUUGGCAUACAUAUCCAACGAUGCAAAAAGAUUUCACACAUUCGUCGCCAAUCGAAUCCAACGAAUAAGACAAAGCACAAGUCCUGAAAAAUGGCAGCACGUCAGCUCAGAAGACAACCCUGCUGAUCACGCCUCAAGAGGUUUAAGCGCAACUCAGUUGAAAGAAUCAAACUGGUUAAAAGGCCCAGAUUUCCUUUGGAAACAAGAUGUUCCAGUCCAUGAGGAAAUGGUGGGAGAGAUCGAAGAAACGGAUCCCGAACUCCGUAAAGGUCACACGCACACUACACAGUCAAAGGAAGCAAACCCGGUGCUAGAACAUUUACAGAAAUUUUCUGAUUUGUCUAGAGCAAUAAAGGCCAUCGCCAGACUCAAGAGAUUCAUCAAAGAAUAUAAAAGUAUCCAACAAAGAACGAACAAAGUCACAGAUCUUGAAGAGAGAAAGGAUGCAGAAAUGUUCAUCAUCAAGCUAGUGCAAAGAGAUGCUUUCCCUAAGGAAAUAAAGAAAAUCAGAUCUCAAAAGGAAAAUUCUUUACACAAGCACAACAGACUAAUACAGUUGAACGCUUUCCUGGACAAGUCAGAUGUUCUCAGGGUGGGAGGAAGAUUAUCCCAAUCAGCCUUACAUCAUGAUGUGAAACACCCCGCAAUUAUUCCCAAAGAAUCUCACGUGUCAGCCCUACUCGUCAAACACUACCAUGAACGUGUAUAUCAUCAAGGGAGAGGCAUGACUACAAAUUGAUUGCAUGCAAAUGGAAUAUGGAUCUUAGGAUGUGGAAAUGUUGUUUCAUCGCACAUCUACCGCUGCGUUAAGUGCAGGAAAUACAGAAAAGCUGCAAUUGUCCAACAGAUGGCAGAUUUGCCAGAAGAGAGAACAGAAACAGCGCCACCUUUUACCUACUGCGGCAUCGACUGUUUCGGCCCAUUCAUAGUAAAGGAUGGAAGGAAAGAAGUCAAAAGAUAUGGAUUAUUGUUCACAUGCUUAUGUUCUCGAGCUGUGCACAUUGAAACAAUCGACGACUUAUCGACUGAUGCUUUCAUGAAUGCCCUUCGAACUCUGAUCGCCAUAAGAGGUCCUGUCCGACAAUUAAGGUGUGACCAAGGGACACAUUUUAUGGGUGCUAGGAGAGAGUUUUCGGAGUUAAUGAAAGACAUGGAUCAAGAACAACAAAGAGUCAUUGGUUGUGAAUUUGUGAAGAACGUUCCAUCAGCAAGCCACAUGGGAGGUAUCUGGGAACGCCAAAUUCGAACAGUGCGAAGCAUACUUACAGCAAUGCUUGACAAGUACUCAAACAGACUUGAUACAACUAGUCUAAGAACAUUACUUUACGAGACAAUGGCAAUCAUCAACAGUAGACCCUCAAGUGUUGAAUAUCUAAAUGAUCCCACGGGUCCAGAACCACUAACUC